Molecule: messenger RNA, 1098 nt
Organism: Calliphora vicina (urban bluebottle blowfly)
Lineage: Eukaryota; Metazoa; Arthropoda; Insecta; Diptera; Calliphoridae
Product: caspase-like
Exons: 4
Coding region: 62-916 (284 amino acids)
Biological process (GO): proteolysis; apoptotic process; positive regulation of neuron apoptotic process
Cellular component (GO): cytoplasm
Source: RefSeq, a predicted model, not a curated record
UACAUUUUGUGUAAAAAAAAUUAAAUUAAUUUUUAAACUUUUACAAAAUUUUAUUUUAAAUAUGAGUGAUAAAAAUUUUGCUUCAAUGCUUAAACCGGUUCCGAACACACUAUUUGCCCCAGCACCAACUGAUCGUUAUGCCAUUGAAUACAAUAUGAAUCAUAAAUUCAGAGGCCUUGGAAUAAUAUUUAAUCAUGAGAAUUUUCUGAGUAAUGACAAACGAGAAGGUACUAAUAAAGACUGUGCUGAUCUGCAGAAAACAUUGACGAAUUUGGGUUUCAAAGUUGAUAUUUAUUCGGAUUAUACAAUGAAGGACAUAAAGAAGACUCUUGAAAAUGUACAACUUACGGAACCUUUUAUUUUAGUUGCUGCCCAAGAUUUCAGUGAUAGUGAUUGCAUAGCUGUUACUCUUUUAACUCAUGGUGAAAAAGGUGGAUUUGUUCAUGCCAAAGAUGAAAUGUAUUUAUUGGAUUUGAUGUUUUUAAAUUUUACAAGCGAUAAAUGUCGAACAUUAGCAGGAAAGCCAAAAAUAUUUUUCAUACAAGCAUGUCGUGGUGAUCAAACGGAUUCUGGCAUCGAGCUAAGGCCCCAGACUCAAACGGAGUCAACUGGAUUUUGUGACAGUUAUCGUAUACCUAUAAUAGCUGAUUUUUUUAUAGCUUAUAGUACAGUGUCAGAUCACUUGUCAUUUCGUUCUCCUACACGAGGUUCGUUUUUCAUACAAGAAUUGUGUAAAGAACUCAAUUUGAACGGCAAAAAAUACGAUAUCAAUACAUUAUUCACUUUUAUAAAUCAAAAUAUAGCCAUAAAUUAUACAACAGGUGAAGCUUGUGAUCGAGAAUAUCAAAAUAAAAAGCAGAUGUCCUGCUUUACAUCAACAUUAACUCGUAUUUUAAUUUUCAAGGAUAAAAAUUAACAGAAAAAGCUUUUACUUUUAAAUAAAGUUAAUACAAAAUAUAAAAAUAAAUUACAUAUUAUGUAGUAUUUCACUUAUAUAUAUGUGUAUUUUUAACAAUAGAUUUAUUGAGUAACUAAAAACUUCAAGUAUUUCGUGUACUGAACGCCUUUCCAAUAAAUUUUGUUUACUGUUUAAUAGUU